Panicum virgatum (switchgrass) is the source of this 635-nucleotide messenger RNA. RefSeq lists its product as uncharacterized. NCBI's taxonomy places the organism in Eukaryota, Viridiplantae, Streptophyta, Magnoliopsida, Poales, Poaceae. The record is from RefSeq and is a predicted model, not a curated record. Bases 38 to 406 code for a protein of 122 amino acids. The transcript has 3 exons.
AGAAACUCCAAGAUGUGAUUGUGCUACUUCACAGCCCAUGCCUAUGUUCAAGCUUCCUCUUGCACUUACAGAUGAUACAGGAAGCAUAGAAGCAAUAGCUUUCUCUUCCAUAGCUGAAGAUUUAGUAGAGCGUAAUGCAUACCAAGCUUCUCAAAACAUGAAGAUACAUGCAACAGACCAUGCAGCGUCUUUACAAAUAGUUGUUGGGAAAAUAAGACUAUUCCACAUAAGAAUGAGUACUGAUAUGUCAUCAAACUUCUCCAUUAAAUAUGUCAUCCGGAAGAGUUUUCCAAUCGACAAACCACCCUCAACAUCACUUCUGUCACAUAAUGAGAAUACACCUGCAUCGCCUAUAUUACCUCUUCCAGCAACUAAUGACACAUCCAGCGUCACCAGGUUUUUUUAAAUAAUUACAAUUUAAAAUUAACUACCUCAUGUGUAUUUCUAAUAUGUUCUAACUAUUUCAUUUUUUGCUUUCAACACAAAACCAAGGUCUGCUGCGAAGAGAACUAUAGACUUUGAUCAUAGGUACACAGUUGUUCAAGCACUCCUACUUAUUGCAAUUUUUUAAAAAAUUUCCAUUUGCCUGGUAUUGAUAUUACACCAUUCAAUUCAGCGAAACACAUGCACAAUCC